Messenger RNA from Phaeoacremonium minimum UCRPA7, 666 nucleotides. RefSeq lists its product as hypothetical. Lineage: Eukaryota; Fungi; Ascomycota; Sordariomycetes; Togniniales; Togniniaceae. The record is from RefSeq and is a predicted model, not a curated record. The coding region runs from base 1 to 666 and encodes 221 amino acids. The transcript has 2 exons.
AUGCACGUUAUCGCCAGUAGUGCCGAUGACUUCCGCAGCUUCCCCACGCUGCGGAAAUGGGCGCAACAGGCUCACAACGCCGGCAAGGCCUCGUUCCAGCGAGAGAACGCCGUGGUCGUGGCCGUGGUCGUGGCCGUGGCCCUCACCAAAACCUUCUACGACGCACUGCCUGCUGCCCUGACGACGGACAGCGAGGUCGACAGGCUGAACUUCAUCCACCGCUGGACCAGCCACUGCGGCCCCCCUCCCCCGCGCACCACCCACACCCAGCAGCAGCCCUUCUUCUCCUUCGACCACUGGGAGGAGAUGGCUGCCGCGCUAGACAUCCGUCGUCGCUUCCGCGUGUUGGAGAACGUGCGCGGCGGCGACGACGACGACGACGACGACGCUGCGGACGAUGCCGCGACGGGCCACGACAACGACGUUCUCAUUCGUAACGCGCGGCUCAACACCGGCGCGUGGCGGUCCGGGUCGUGCGCCGAGCACCUCGGCCAUCUGUUCUGUCUGGACUGCCGGGCCCGGGCGUGGAUGCCCCGCGCUGCUGGUGUUGGUGGUGGUGGUGGUGGUGGAGAUGACGACGAGAGUGGCGGGGACGGUGGUGAUGGAUGGACUACCGUUAGGAGAUCAAAGCAGGAUAAGCAGCCACGCGGGGGUGGGUUCGGUUGA